UACUAGAUUAUUUAAUGUAUACCACAGUACAGCAGAAAUUCGAGCACGAUCAUUUCGUAUUUAGUAUCGACGGAAGGAUGUCAGCUUUGUUAAUCGUAAUAUUACUUUUGAUAAUCGCGUAUAAGUUUUACGAAUUCCUUAGUUGUAUACCACCAAACGCACCACCAUGUAUCCCUCGGUUGCCACUGGGCGGAUCUUAUUGGUAUUUACUUUGGGGAGAUUACAAAUUUCCACACAAAACUGUUUCGUAUUAUGUAAAGAAAUUUCAAUCUAAAAUUCUUAGCUGUUAUUUAGGUGGUUUCAUGGCUGUUAUCGCGAAUGAUUACGAGAGUAUUAAAGAAAUAUUAACAAGGGAAGAAUUCGAUGGUAGAGCUACUGACGUAGAUGUUGUUAAAGCAAGAGCUUUUGGAAAAGAAUUAGGCAUUUUUUUCACCGAGGGUUCAUUUUGGAAAGAACAAAGAAGAUUUGCCCUUCGGCACAUGAGAGAUUUUGGAUUUGGUAGACGACAUGAUAAAUUUGAAAGUGAUAUGAUGGAAGAACUUAAUAUCCUCGUCGAUAUGUUAAAAGAAGGCCCUAUUAACGACUAUGAGAAGUCAUAUCUGAAACAUGGUUACGCGUUAUUCCCCGAUAUUUUAUAUCCAUACUCGGCUAACAGUAUAUGGGAUAUAAUGUUUGGUGACAGAUUUAAUCGUUCGCAACAUCAGAAACUGAUAUAUCUAUGUCAAGCUGCUAUGAAAUUUCAAAGAGGAGGCGACACUACCGGGGCUGCACUUUUUCAACGUUGGUUUUUGAAAUAUUUCGGCGAUAUGUUUGGUUAUAAAAGCAUCAUCGAUGGAAGUUAUCGUAUAGCGUCCUUCGUUAUGAAACAUAUAGAAGAACGAAAACAGUUGUACGAUGAAGACAUCGGUAGAGGACUGAUAGACAGAUACCUAAGCGAACUGAAGAAAAAUAGUAACGUAAUGUCUACUUUUUCGGAAGAACAGCUUAUUAUUCUUCUCGUGGACAUUAUGUUUCCGGCUUUAUCAGCGGCACCAAGUGCUAUUGUGCAUGCUAUAAAACUUCUUAUGCAUAAUCCAAAUGUCUUAAAGAAUGCACAAGAGGAAAUAGAUAGAGUGGUCGGAACCGGAAGACAUGUUACAUGGGAAGAUAGGAAAAAUAUGCCAUACACCGAAGCAAUGAUACGCGAGGCUCUCAGAUACGAAACCCUAACACCAUUCGGCGUGAUUCACAAAACGAUAAAGGAUACUACUCUCGGUGGUUUCAAUGUUCCCAAGGAUACAUUAGCAAUUACAAAUUUAGAUGAAUUGAAUCAUGAUCCUGAUUUGUGGGGUGAUCCCGAGAAUUUUAGGCCAGAACGGUUCCUCGCGGAGGAUGGCCAGCUGGGCAAAGACUUUACGUUCGUUUUUGGAUUAGGUCACCGUGUGUGCGCGGGUGAAACUUUUGCGAGAUACAACAUGUUUGGAGUACUUGCCGUACUGAUGCAAAAUUUUCAUUUUUCAUUCGUGGAAGGACAGCCAACAUCGCUCGAAGAUAAACUACCUGGUUUAAUAACCACACCGAAAGAAACCUGGAUUAAAGUAGAACCGCGAUAUUAAUCGAAAACUUCUGACUAUGCUUACGAUUUAUUUGACAAAAAAACUUAACAAUAUCAUACAAAGUAGUACGGCGUUAUAAUAAAUAAAAGACGUAAAAGUUAAGCUUUAUAAAUAUAAUAUUUCUUUACUUCUCAUACAACUGUUUCUUUUACAUCGUGUUUGAAUUUUAAUGAUACUAAUGAAUUCGAAUGAACUUGAUACCAUCAUAGACACACUGAAAGAAAGGGGAAUAAAAAUAGUAUCAUUAAUAUUAUAUUUUAUAUCAUUCAGUCCAUUUGUAUUUUUUACUAAUAUAAUAAAAAAGGAUAAUUAUUUCUAUUUC
Messenger RNA from Osmia lignaria (orchard mason bee), 1917 nucleotides. RefSeq names its product Probable cytochrome P450 304a1 (gene Cyp304a1). Gene Ontology annotation, cellular component: cytoplasm; intracellular membrane-bounded organelle. NCBI's taxonomy places the organism in Eukaryota, Metazoa, Arthropoda, Insecta, Hymenoptera, Megachilidae. The record is from RefSeq and is a predicted model, not a curated record. Gene Ontology annotation, biological process: xenobiotic metabolic process. Gene Ontology annotation, molecular function: oxidoreductase activity, acting on paired donors, with incorporation or reduction of molecular oxygen, reduced flavin or flavoprotein as one donor, and incorporation of one atom of oxygen; iron ion binding; heme binding.